AUGUUCAUCGGCGGUCUGAAUUGGGAGACUACUGAAGAUUCCCUCAAGGGGUACUUCUCACAAUUCGGUGAGGUCAGCGAGUGCACAGUUAUGCGCGACUCUGCUACUGGCCGGUCCCGAGGUUUUGGUUUCCUCACCUUCAAGGACCCCAAAUGCGUCAACAUUGUCAUGGUUAAAGAACACUAUCUGGACGGCAAGAUCAUUGACCCAAAGCGGGCUAUUCCACGUGAAGAACAAGAGCGAACCAGCAAAAUCUUUGUCGGCGGUGUCAGCCAAGAAGCAACGGAGGAGGAUUUCACAAACUUUUUCAAGCAAUUUGGCCGUGUAGUCGAUGCCACCCUCAUGAUGGACAAAGAAACGGGCCGCCCUCGUGGCUUCGGUUUCGUUACCUUCGACGGUGAUGCGGCAGUAGAUGCUACACUACGCGGUCCACUUCAGAUUCUCGGCAAGCAAAUCGAAGUCAAGCGCGCCCAGCCUCGCGGAAACAUGCGCGAUGACGAUGGG
This is a messenger RNA of Bipolaris maydis ATCC 48331, 504 nucleotides long. RefSeq lists its product as uncharacterized. Gene Ontology annotation, molecular function: mRNA binding. The record is from RefSeq and is a predicted model, not a curated record. Gene Ontology annotation, cellular component: nucleus. NCBI's taxonomy places the organism in Eukaryota, Fungi, Ascomycota, Dothideomycetes, Pleosporales, Pleosporaceae.